Messenger RNA from Phoenix dactylifera (date palm), 1835 nucleotides. Its product is annotated as transcription factor MYB1-like. Gene Ontology annotation, cellular component: nucleus. Gene Ontology annotation, molecular function: DNA-binding transcription factor activity, RNA polymerase II-specific; RNA polymerase II cis-regulatory region sequence-specific DNA binding. NCBI's taxonomy places the organism in Eukaryota, Viridiplantae, Streptophyta, Magnoliopsida, Arecales, Arecaceae. Gene Ontology annotation, biological process: regulation of DNA-templated transcription. The record is from RefSeq and is a predicted model, not a curated record.
AAACGAACCCCCACCCUGGACCUGCGAGUGCCGAAUUUGCGGUUAGGCGGGUCGGUACGGUUUUGGAGCAGCACCUACCGCCAUGGAGACGGAGCCGGAAACGGCGGCCGACUCCACCCCUCCUCCUCCGCCGCCACCUCCGCUGCUAUCUCCGCCUCCUGCCUCUUCUCCUCCUUGUCCAUCUGCUGUCAUAGAGGAAUCUGCUUCUAAAUCCCCGGCUGCAAAGGGAGGAGCGAAAGAUCCUGGGGCGGCGGCGGCGGGAGGAUCAGCCAGUGGAGGCGGAGGUGGUGGGGGAGCGGCGCCGGCGGAUGACCGAGUGAAGGGACCGUGGUCGCCGGAGGAGGACGCGUUGCUGGGCAAUCUGGUGAAAAAGUUCGGGGCGAGGAACUGGAGUCUGAUCGCACGGGGGAUCCCCGGCCGCUCUGGCAAAUCGUGCCGUCUCCGGUGGUGCAACCAACUCGACCCUUACGUCAAACGCAAGCCCUUCACUGAGGAAGAGGAUCGUAUCAUAAUUGCUGCCCAUGCAAUCCAUGGUAACAAGUGGGCAUCAAUUGCCAGGCUUUUGGACGGGAGAACAGACAAUGCAAUAAAGAAUCACUGGAAUUCCACACUGAGGCGUAGAUGUUUUCAGGCUGAGCAGUACAAAGCAGCAACAUGUGAUGCUGUGCAAGAUGCUAGUGCAGAGAAAGCCAAAGAAUCUUCAGAAGGAAGUCCAUCAAUUGGGGAUGUUAAUUCCUUCAAGUCCUUGGAAGGAAGAGACAUUAAUUCGAGGGGGAACAUGUCUGACAAUUCUGAAAACAUAGUCCAAGUCAGAGAUGGCCCUUCUGAAGUAAAAGAUCCACCUUACCUGUUCCGACCAGUUGCUAGAGUAAGUGCCUUCCGACCAUAUAAUCAUGCGUUUGAUCUGUCAAGUGGUUCUUUAGUGUCAGGACCAGUUCAGUUGCAUGGACUGCUAUCCCAAGCCUUUCAAGCUGGCAGUGGAGUCUGCAAAUUGCUUGAUGGUAACUGUAGUGAACCUCAGGUGCCACCCCAAUGUGGGCAUGGCUGCUGUAGCAUUCAGAAUGAUGGACAUCCUCGGAACUCUUUGCUGGGCCCUGAGUUUGUUGAAUUUGUGGAGCUGCCACCCAUUUCAAACCAAGAAUUGUUUUCAGUAGCCUCGGAUUUAAGCAGCAUUGCCUGGCUUAAAAGCGGCUUGCAGGUCAGUAGCAGCUGUAUAUAUAGUGGUUCACCUGGUCAGAUAGCUCCGCCAGGGGGACAUGUGCAAUGAGUACAAGAGAGGAUUACAAGGAUGAUCACUUGCAACCUUCCAAUAAAACUAAUCACUUGCAGCUUUACAGUAAAACUAAGUUAAUGAGUUCAUGGUUACUGAAGUCUUUUCACAUAUUGCAAGGUUGCAUUUUCAUCUAGUAGCUGAACUUGAGAUGCAUGAACCAAGCAAAGUUCCAGUUGAAAUAUGGUAAGAGGGGAUUAGGAUUCAAUGUGGAGAUGGUAAAACUGAUGUUUAUCCAUAGAACAAUAAACUAGCAAGUUGCUUAGGACAAUCCUAGAGAUCUUGAUGGGGCAGAAAAUAUUUUUGAUUUUCGUGAUGUCCGUUAUGAACUAUGAUACAUUUUUUUUGGUUUUUGUAAAGAUAAUACAUGAACAGUUAACAAACAGAAAUAUGCCCUCUUUCAGCUUCUAUAAGAGGAAAUAUGCUCCUUUUAUAAUGCAGUACGGAGACAUCGAUGUGUGGUUUUGACCUCUUUGAUCGAUGUGUUAUGUGUGUAUAUAUCACUCCUAGUAUGAAACACUCUAGAGCAUAGAAAUUGAUUCUUUUAGAGAACCUUCUACAUCAA